Messenger RNA from Macrosiphum euphorbiae (potato aphid), 1041 nucleotides. Lineage: Eukaryota; Metazoa; Arthropoda; Insecta; Hemiptera; Aphididae. The record is from the annotation of a GenBank genome assembly.
AUGACUGGGUUCACCGAAGGAAGUCUGAACAGUAGACUGAAAGACCUGAACUCUUCCCAGCAGAGCAUACAGACACUAUCCCUUUGGUUGAUUCACCAUAGGAAAUAUGCUCACACUGUCGUCAAGAUUUGGUCUAGAGAAAUAUUGGCAGGCUCAGAAUCUAAACAAUUGACAUUAAUGUACCUGGCCAAUGAUAUUAUUCAGAAUGGCAAAAAAAAAGGUCCUGAGUAUGGGAAAGAGUUUGGCAAAGAACUGGCCAAAGCAUUUAAGCAAAUAUCAUUAAACAACUGUUCCUCAAAGACCAGACAGAGUUUGACACGAUUGUUGAAUAUAUGGGAAGAAAGAGGUGUUUACAGUAAAAUCCAAAUAGAUGAAUUCAAGGAUGCUUUUGGUAAAGAAUCAGCGAAGAAGCCUACAGGUGAACCACCAAGUAAAAAAGUUAAACAUUCACAUAAUCACAAAUCAAAGAAGACAAAAUCUCAAAACAAUGGCAUAAAAAAAGAUAAAGAAGUUAUUGUUGAAGUGGAUGGUACCAAAGAAUUGCAUGUGACUUUAUCUCCUAAGACCCCAGUUAAUGAUCCUCCUGAACCAGAAGAAUUAAUUAAAGCUCUAAAUGAUUUAGAAAAUGCACCUUCAUGUGAUGCGGUUGUACGAGAACGUAUCUCUAAACUUCCUCCAGAAAUUGCUGAUGUCAGUUUACUUUCUCAGUUAAAAGGUAAAGACGAGGGUGAAGAACUUUUGCGUAAAGUAAAUGAUGCUGUUGCAUUAUUGACUGAUUACAACACUAGACUGGUGUGUGAAAUGGAAGACCGCAAGAAGGUUUUUUCUAUGUUGCAUGAUUUCAUUCAAUCUCAAAGAGACCUCAUUGAUCAAGCUGAACAAAGGUUACAGGAAUAUCAAGGUAAACUUCAGAAAGUUUGCCAAGUACGGCAAGAGGUCAACACGCAUCUACAAAAUCUACCGGAUUUAGCACAAUUGCCCAGCGUUAAAGGUGGCCUUGCACCUCUUCCGUCGGCGGGCGAUUUGUUCACAGUGGGCUGA